CCUCUAACCCCAACUGCACGUGUUUUUGUUGAGAAUUGAGUAUAAAUAAAAUUAGUGCGUCCCCUGAACACCUGGAAAUUAAUUAACUGCGCCAUGGGCAAGAAGAACAAAGGCGCCGCGGCCAACCUGGGCCGCCAGUUGAUCAAGGAUCGCUUUGGCCACACGCCGCGCCGCAAGGUGGACAACGAUACGAUGCUGCACACCACCGAGCUGCAGGAUGGCUACGACUGGGGCCGCCUCAACCUGUCCUCGGUGACCGAGGAGUCCUCCUUCCAGGCCUUCCUGCGCACCGCCGAACUGGCGGGCACCGAAUUUCAGGCCGAGAAGCUGAACAUCACGUUCGUCAACCCGAAACAGCGGGUGGGUCUGCUCAGCAAGACGCAGGAGCAGCGGAUGCACCAGAAGCACGUCGAGCACCGCGACCAGCUGAAGAUCCCGCGGCGUCCCAAGUGGAACAAGGAGACGAGCGCCGAGGAGCUGGAGCGGGCGGAGAACGAGGCCUUCCUCGACUGGCGUCGCGACCUGGCGCUGCUGCAGGAGGACGAGGAGAUCCUGAUGACGCCGUACGAGAAGAACCUCGAGUUCUGGCGCCAACUGUGGCGUGUCGUCGAGCGUUCCGACGUUGUCGUUCAGAUCGUGGAUGCCCGCAAUCCGCUGCUCUUUCGCAGCCUCGAUCUCGAGAGCUAUGUGAAGGAGGUGGAGCCGACGAAGAUGAACAUGAUCCUGGUCAACAAGUCGGAUCUGCUGACCGAGGAGCAGCGACGCCACUGGGCGGAGUACUUCGAUGCCGAGGGCAUUCGCACGGCCUUCUACUCGGCCACCUUGGUGGAGGAGGAGCUGAAGCGCGAGGCGGAGGCGGCGCGCCAGGAGGAGUUCCCCGCGGUGCAGCAGCUGCGGCAGGCGGCCGAGGAGAUUCACCAGUCGCUGGACAAGGUGGAGGACACGCUGAGCGCCAUCGAGCAGAAGAUCAAGGCGGAGAUAAAGGAGGAGGAGAAGGAUCAGCUGCCCCAACUGCCGGGCGACAAGAACAGCCCGCGUUUGCUGUCGCGCCUGGAGCUCAUCGAGUUCCUGCGGCACAUCUACACCGGUCCGCGGCACACGGAGCAGCACGUGACCAUCGGCAUGGUCGGCUAUCCCAAUGUGGGCAAGAGCAGCACCAUCAACUCGCUGAUGACCGUAAAGAAGGUGUCCGUUUCGGCCACGCCCGGCAAGACCAAACGUUUUCAGACUCUCUUCCUGGACAAGGACAUCCUGCUGUGCGACUGCCCCGGCCUGGUGAUGCCCAGCUUCGUACUGACCAAGGCGGACAUGCUGCUCAACGGCAUCCUGCCCAUCGACCAGAUGCGCGACCAUGUGCCCGCCGUCAACCUGCUCUGCGAGCGCAUUCCGCGCCACGUCCUCGAGGACAAGUACGGCAUCGUGAUAGCCAAGCCGCUGGAGGGCGAGGACAUGGAGCGACCGCCGCACUCCGAGGAGCUGCUGCUGGCCUACGGCUACAAUCGUGGCUUCAUGACCUCCAAUGGACAGCCGGAUCAGGCGCGUUCGGCCAGAUAUGUGCUGAAAGACUACGUCAAUGGCCGGCUGCUGUACGCCAUGGGUCCGCCCUCGCUGCCCCAGCAGGAGUACCACACGUUUCCUGAACGCCAGCGCAAGGUGAUCGAGGAAUCGCAGCUGCCCAGCCAGCAGCAGAGAGCCAUGAGGAUUGACAAGAUCAACACCAAGGAGCUGGACAAUCAGUUCUUCUCGGACAAGCCCACCCAUGCUCAUGUCAAGGGACGCACCAACUUCCCGAAUGUGAGGUUAGCCAACGAUGGCUCUUUAGUAGCCGGCAACGAUCCGGCGGCCAAGCCCUGGCGUCACGUGAAGAAGGAGAGGCGCGAGAAGCUGCGCAAGAAGUUCUCUCACCUGGACGAGCACUGAUUGCUGCAGUCCACCCCGUAAUUUAUUCCCCCUCCGCGAGGCACUUGUAUAUUAUUAGCUUUAGGCUUACGUGUAGCUAUUAAAGUUCCCUGAACCUGA
Drosophila takahashii is the source of this 2019-nucleotide messenger RNA. RefSeq names its product nucleostemin 3 (gene Ns3). Gene Ontology annotation, biological process: ribosomal subunit export from nucleus. Gene Ontology annotation, cellular component: cytosol. Gene Ontology annotation, molecular function: GTP binding; GTPase activity. Lineage: Eukaryota; Metazoa; Arthropoda; Insecta; Diptera; Drosophilidae. The record is from RefSeq and is a predicted model, not a curated record.